AUGUCAGUGUCUGGCAAGAAAGAGUUUGAUGUGAAACAGAUCCUAAGGCUACGCUGGAGAUGGUUUAGUCAUCCUUCUCAAGGCUCACCCAACACUGGAAAUUGCCUUCAACAGGAAGGAUAUGAGCAUAGAGGGACCCCGGUUCAGGGCAGAUUGAAGAACCACUCUCAGGACAGAAAUGGACUGAAAAAAAGCAACAGUCCUGUCCACCACAGCAUAUUACCACCAGUGCCAGAAUUGGCCCCUGCCCAUCAAAGAGCCUUUCAGAACUGGCACUCACGAAAACUGAUAGAACAUCUUCGAGCAAAUGAAGAUACUCCUAAAGCAGUUCCAUGGAAUUUGUUCAAAGAAGCUUAUGAAAAACACUCACAAGAUGUGGAGAUGAUGGCUGAUGACAAUGCAGAAGAUUCUACAGCAGGAUUGGCUACACAGCAUGCUGAAGACAUGAGUGUUAGCAGAUUUGAGGAGCAGUUCCAUGCUGUAAACCAUGCACAGCAAACUCUUCAAAAAAUGGAGAACUACUUGAAAGAGAAACAGUUGUGUGAUGUGUUACUCAUUGCUGGACAUCUCCAGAUUCCAGCCCAUCGGUUGGUUCUUAGUGCAGUGUCUGAUUAUUUUGCUGCAAUGUUUACUAAUGAUGUGCUUGAAGCCAAACAAAAAGAGGUAAAGAUGGAAGGAAUCGAUCCUAAUGCACUUAAUUCCUUGGUGCAGUAUGCUUACACAGGUGUCCUGCAAUUGAAAGAAGAUACUAUUGAAAGUUUGCUGGCUGCAGCUUGUCUCCUGCAGCUGACUCAAGUCAUUGAAGUCUGCUCCAAUUUUCUUAUAAAGCAACUCCACCCUUCAAACUGCUUAGGGAUUCGAUCAUUUGGAGAUGCCCAAGGCUGUACAAAGCUCCUAAAUGUGGCGCAUAGAUACACAAUGGAACACUUCAUUGAAGUAAUACAGAACCAAGAAUUCCUCCUCCUUCCAGCUAAUGAGAUUUCAAAACUUUUGUGCAGUGAUGACAUUAAUGUGCCUGAUGAAGAAACCAUUUUCCAUGCUCUAAUGCUGUGGGUGGGGCAUGAUGUGCAGGCUAGGCAACAAGACCUAGCAAUGCUGCUUUCUUACAUCAGAUUGCCGUUACUUCCACCACAGUUACUGGCAGAUCUUGAAAACAGCUCCAUGUUUACUGGUGAUCUUGAAUGUCAGAAACUCCUGAUGGAAGCUAUGAAGUAUCAUCUCUUACCUGAGAGAAGACCCAUGAUGCAAAGUCCUAGGACAAGGCCUAGAAAAUCAACUGUGGGAGCACUUUAUGCUGUAGGAGGCAUGGAUGCUAUGAAAGGUACCAGUACAAUUGAAAAAUAUGACCUGCGGAACAACAGCUGGCUACACAUUGGCACCAUGAAUGGGCGUAGGCUUCAGUUUGGAGUUGCUGUUAUUGAUAACAAACUCUAUGUUGUGGGAGGAAGAGAUGGUUUAAAAACUUUGAAUACUGUGGAAUGUUUUAAUCCAGUUGGCAAAAUCUGGACAGUGAUGCCUCCCAUGUCAACACACAGGCAUGGUUUAGGUGUAGCCACACUUGAAGGACCAAUGUAUGCUGUUGGUGGCCAUGAUGGAUGGAGUUAUCUAAAUACUGUAGAAAGAUGGGACCCUGAGGGACGUCAGUGGAAUUAUGUGGCCAGUAUGUCAACUCCUAGAAGCACAGUUGGUGUAGUCACAUUAAACAAUAAGCUAUAUGCUAUUGGUGGACGUGAUGGAAGUUCCUGCCUCAAAUCUAUGGAAUAUUUUGACCCACACACUAACAGGUGGAGUCUGUGUGCUCCAAUGUCCAAAAGACGUGGAGGUGUAGGAGUUGCAACAUACAAUGGAUUCUUAUAUGUGGUUGGGGGUCAUGAUGCCCCUGCUUCUAACCAUUGCUCCAGACUUUCUGCCUGUGUUGAACGGUAUGAUCCAAAAAAUGAUUCAUGGUCAACUGUGGCACCUCUGAGUGUUCCUCGAGAUGCUGUUGCUGUAUGUCCUCUUGGAGACAGACUCUAUGUGGUUGGAGGAUAUGAUGGACAUACCUAUUUGAACACUGUUGAAUCGUAUGAUGCACAGAAAGAUGAAUGGAGAGAGGAAGUUCCUGUUAACAUUGGAAGAGCUGGUACAUGUGUUGUGGUGGUGAAGCUACCAUAA
This is a messenger RNA of Budorcas taxicolor (takin), 2154 nucleotides long. RefSeq names its product kelch like family member 4 (gene KLHL4). Gene Ontology annotation, molecular function: protein binding. The record is from RefSeq and is a predicted model, not a curated record. The transcript has 11 exons. The coding region runs from base 1 to 2154 and encodes 717 amino acids. NCBI's taxonomy places the organism in Eukaryota, Metazoa, Chordata, Mammalia, Artiodactyla, Bovidae.